AUGGACAAGUCCGGCUUCCCUGAGGAUCACAUCCAGUCGGCUCCUGCAGACUAUGUCGACUAUGAUGCUAACCCCAAGGAGGAACUGGCACUCAAUGUCGGCGGCCGUGCUGCCUUGCAGCGCCGCCUGCGGAACUACCAGGUCACCAUGAUUGGUUUCUGCAGUGGUAUCGGUACCGGUCUGUUCGUUGGCACUGGUUCGGCCUAUGCCAAAGCUGGCCCCGCUGGCUUGCUGCUGGCAUAUAUCGUCGUCGGAAUGGUUCUGUGGUGUGUGAUGCAGAGCAUCGCCGAGCUGGCAACGCUUUUCCCAACCGCCGGAUCCUUUCCUCACUGGGCUACUCGCUUUGUCGACCCGGCUGUCGGCUUUUCACUCGCUAUUUCGUACGGAUACUGUUACACGAUCGCUAUCGCCUCGGAGACAUCUGCCGCCGCGGUCAUUGUUUCAUAUUGGACGGACAUAACGCCUGCAGUUGUGAUCACAGUUGGGUUGGUGCUAAUUUUGGCUAUCAAUUUGAUGAGUGUGCGCUUCUAUGGUGAUAGUGAAGUUGUUGGAGGUGCCAUCAAGGUUCUCUGCUUCCUCGGCCUUGUGAUUGUCUCCAUCGUUAUCACUGCAGGCGGGGGGCCAAACCAUGAAACUAUUGGCUUUCGGUUCUGGAACAAUCCUGGAGCAUGGACAAACUACAACGGUAUCACUGGUCCGACAGGCCACUUUCUCGGAUUCCUGUCGUCUUUCGUCAACGCUUCGUUCAGCUUCAUUGGUGUCGAGACCGUUGUUAUCACAGCUUCCGAGUCCGUCGACCCGCACCGUGCCAUUCCAAAGGCUGCCCGUCGAGUGACCUAUCGCAUUGCCUUCUUCUACAUUCUCGGCGCCCUUCUCAUCGGCCUCAUCGUGGACCCCCGGAAUUCAAACCUUGUCUCCGGCUCUGACAACGCCAACAGCUCGCCAUUCGUGAUUGCCAUCAGGAACGCUGGUAUCACCGCGCUGCCCUCCAUUGUGAAUGCAUGCAUCCUCGUCGCCGCUUGGUCCGCCGGUAAUUCCUACUGCUGGGUCGGCUCCCGCAUGAUCGUCGCCAUGACUACAGACCAUCAGCUGCCCCAGUUCUUCGGGCGCGUGGAUAAAAACGGUGUGCCAUACGUGGCUGUCAUCGCCGCUUGGCUCUUCGGUCCCCUGGCAUAUCUGAGUCUUGGAUCCGGUGGUGCAGCGCAGGCCUUUACCUGGCUUCUGAACCUUAGCACCGUCGCUGGUCUGAUUGCCUGGGCAACGCUUUGCUUCUGCUAUAUUCGCUUCUAUGCUGCAAUGAAGAAGCAGGGUAUCAGCCGAGAAACCCUCCCAUGGAAGGCGCCUUUUCAACCUUAUGCCGCAUGGUUUGGUUUCAUCAUGUCUACCGUCAUCACUUUGAUUGCGGGUUUUCCCGUUUUCCUCAAGGGCAACUGGUCUACGUCUGAUUUUGUUGCGUCUUAUGUUGGCAUUCCUAUCUUCAUUGUUCCCAUUAUUUGCUGGAAGCUCUGGUAUCGUACCAAGUUUGAACGUGCUGCCAAUAUUGAUUUAUGGUCCGGCCGUCUUGUGGACGGGGAGAUUAUGCCACAGAAAAAUCCACAUAACAGCCCGUGGCGAAAGUUCGUCGACUGGCUAUUUUGA
Aspergillus glaucus CBS 516.65 is the source of this 1638-nucleotide messenger RNA. RefSeq lists its product as uncharacterized. Lineage: Eukaryota; Fungi; Ascomycota; Eurotiomycetes; Eurotiales; Aspergillaceae. The record is from RefSeq and is a predicted model, not a curated record. Bases 1 to 1638 code for a protein of 545 amino acids. Gene Ontology annotation, molecular function: amino acid transmembrane transporter activity. Gene Ontology annotation, biological process: amino acid transmembrane transport. Gene Ontology annotation, cellular component: membrane. The transcript has 2 exons.